UCGACCCGCGUGUAAACACGGAAGCGCGAAGGGUUUUUUUUUGCCGCUGUACAGCGAUCGUGAGGAUGGCGCUGCUCCUCCCCGCCGCGUUCUUCGCGUUCUCUUUGCUCCUUGAAGGCGGCCACUGCGGGCUCGUGAACGUGACGGACAGCGUCUUCGGGCAGAUCGGCCGCGGCUCGCUCGCCGCCUUCGGCGACUUUAAUUCGGACAAGCAGACUGACGCGUUUAUUGUCACCGACAAGAAGAAUGUGACCAUAUUGCUGUCUGGAGGAAAGAAAACGUACUUUUCAAAAUACCUCUCCUUCGCCGCUACAGACAAUGAAAUUGUGACCAGCGUGGUACCAGGUGACUACGACGGGGAUUCGCAGAUGGAUCUUCUCGUCGCCACCACAACGCUCGAUAAUGCAUUUCAGCAACUCACCGUUUAUUGGGGAAACCAAGGGAAGACAGAAAACCACACGAAACUGGAGCAGCUAUUUAAAGACGAGCCCCUCGUAUUAGACUUUGAUGGUGACAUGAUACCAGAUGUUCUGGGAGAAAUUAAGGGAGAAGAAAAGAGCUCAAUUUGUUUCCUGAAAAACAGAUUGGUGAACUGCGUGGAUGCUCUCCAAAGCAGCGGGCGCUUUGCCAAUCCACACUCUCAUGCCUUCUUGGACCUAAACCGAGACUUCACCGCAGAUUUAUUUCUCACCAACCAAGAUGGCCAUCAAGUCAAGUAUGACAUGUGGUACAACGUGAAUGGAAAUUUCACGUACGGCCAGAGUCUGCCUCCUCCAGCGGACUUAAAAGUCAUCGGGCAGUCGGCGUUUGCUGAUUUUGAUGGAGAUGGAGGUCAGGACCACCUGCUCCCAGGCUGCACGGACAGCGAAUGCCACACGAGCGUCAUUUACCUCAACAAGCCCGGCUCGCAAGUGUGGACCAACGUGUCGGGCAGUUUCCGCAACAGAGACGUGGACUGGCGCUUCAAAGGGGUGAAGGCCAACGAGAGCCCAACAGGAUUCGGCCUGCCCAUCACGCUGCACAUGGGAGACUACAACAUGGACGGUUUCCCCGACGUCCUGGUCAUACUCGUCAACUCCUCUGAUAGCUCACGGACCGCGUUUCUGCUGGAGAACGUGCCCUGCACGGAGCCCAGCUGCAGCGCCGCAGGACGGAUGCUGCAGCCCCUGUGGGACCUUCCCGAGCUGACCCGGCUGCCCAACGCCUUGGUCGCCACGUUCUUCGACCUUUACGAAGACGGCAUCCUGGACGUGCUGGUUAUGGGAGGAGACCUGUCUCUCUACGCGCUGCACAAUUCCUUUGAAUCUGAUGCAUAUUUUGUGAAAGUCAUCGUGCUCAGCGGGCUGUGCUUUUCUUCCUGCCCAACGCACACCCAGCCGUUCGGCGUGAAUCAACCGGGUCCCUACGUGCAGUACACAUCCGUGGACGCCAACGGCUAUCAGAAAAAUGCCUCUGCGGGACAGCUGAGCCAGUCGGCGCACCUCUCCCUGCAGCUGCCGUACGCCGUUCUGGGCCUGGGCCGCAGCGCCAACUUCAUCGACCGCCUCGCCGUCGGCAUCCCCCGCCCGCCCGGGCAGCAGGAGCGGCGGCGGCAGGAGUGGACGUCGAUCAUCCCCAACUCGCAGCUCAUCGUCAUCCCCUUCCCUAACGACAAGCCCAGGAGCUGGAGCACCAAGCUGUAUCUGACUCCCAGCCAAGGUUUGCUGACGGGCAUUGCCCUGCUCUGCAUCUGCAUUGCCAUCCUCAUCAUCAUCGGCAUCCUGCACUGGAAUGAGAAGAAAGCAGACGAUAAGGAGAAAAGGCUCGAGGCUCACCGAUUCCACUUUGAUGCCAUGUAGACGCAGCGGCGACCUGCACACUCAACACGAACGCACUUCACGACACUCCCCACGCGUCGCCGUGUCACUUGCUCCAACCGUAGCGGCAGGUUUCUGGGAUGGCAGGUGACAACAUCCAGCCCCGUUCGCUACUUGGUUUCAGGCCGGCUCAACCUAAGGGCGACCCAAGGCCAGGUCUAGACACCCACCGGUAGCUCACUCGCUAACAGCUGCACCGCCGCUCCCCACGUAACCCACACGAACACAGCACGCAAUUAGUAGCGCGCACACGCACACACAUUCAUCACAACUGCACCCCUCAAUUGUUGUUUUAAUACGUUACAAUUGGUGACCGGGGUGGGGGGGGGGGGGGGUCCUAUUCAUUUUGUUUCUUCUUUAAUCCCCGAACCAAACGGCCUCUGCUCGAACCCCCCCCCCCUCUCCCCGGAGGUUAAAGCCGCGUACACAAGUGAGCGGGUGCCCCGUGGGCGCCCUCGACACCUCUCGAUUGAGUGGACCGGUGGGGAGGGAGCGGAGGAGGGGAAGCGGUGCCGCGCUCCACGCCGACGCGCGACCCGGGCUGGCGCCCCUCGCUGCCCGCGAUACCGCGGGCUUGAUCCGUCGACGUGACUCGUGCGAUGCACGUGACGCGACGGCCGAGCCCGCGGGCCGGCGCCUGCCCCCUUAACACCGAGAGAGUAUAGAGAUGCGCUUGCAUAAAUCCACGAGCGUUAUCGCCUUAACGGAUUUUUUUUUCGGGCGAGUGCUGUUAGCGAGCACCUAUGAAGUCCGGCACGUUGCACGAGGGGGUGGGUGGACGGCACCACGCCCGACCGCCUUUGUCUCCCCAGUGACGAUGUUUACACAACGCACCAGGUACUCAUUUGAGGCUGAGCCGACCUACGGGAGGUCCAGGACCGGUUCAGAUAAUCGUAACCGGUGGUGGCCGUGUCGCCAGGUUCGUAGCGCAGCGCGUUAGGCACCCACCGCUCCCAGCCACCUUAUAUCGCACACGCAAACACACACUUAUACGACGUGCACACGCAUGGGCUGAUUCAAUACUCGUUCAGUGUCCAUUGUUACGUGGGCAAGGGCUGUUGGGGGAUCAUGCAUUUACUUAAAAGAUGGGUUCUUUAAAAGGAGUUAUUUGAAUAAAUGUCGACAGUUCCACAAAUUAGGCACCCUCGCCGUUUGCGCAAAUACAGGGUGUAAGUUUUGAAGUUAAUUAUCAAGUUUUACUGAAUAUGGAUCAUUGACUACAUAAGUCAGUGGUUUGAAGCAGACGUGAAACUCAACUGACCAUCGUGCCAGCGUAGUUGAAAUGGUUAAAUAUUAUCUGUGCAUUGGACAGCAUGAUAUUUUAUGAGCAAUUAUGAAAACACUUCGACAAUUUAUUUCCGUAUAUGCCCAAGUAAAAAUCCACUUCUGUUACACGAAUAGUGUGCCAUUGCUUUGGGGCAGCAGUGGUAAUAACACGGGAGCCUCAACGAAAAUGUAUCCUGAGUUCGAUUCUCAGCUCGGGUGCCGUUCUGUGUGGAGUGUGUCCGUUCCCCACCUGUUCUGCAUCACUCCCUCUGGCCUCUCCUCCGGUGUAACUCCUGUACCAUGCAAAUUGGUUUUGUUCAAGCGUCCCAAUGCCGAAAAUACAGACCUGCACAUUACAGUGCUGUCCUCAAUUGCAAUUGCACGCAGCUGUGACAGCGCCCCCUACUGUGGCAGCCUGGCAGAACCUUCUUGACGAAGUGUCGAGGCUCGGUGAGGAUUUCCGUAACGCGAAGCAAAUCUUUCUGUUUGAAAUAUACGCCCCGAAUUGUGGAAUGUGGCAAUGUAUUGGCGAGAGAAAGGCAUGUGUUGACUGGAUGACAUUGCUUGUUAUUCCUGAGUAAGGCAAGGCCAUUGGAAUCUAUCGGGUUUCUUGUGGGUACCAUUAAUCCCUUUGUUUUGGAAUGUACGCAUGUUGUAUAUGUGCUGUGCUAAAAUCAGGAUGUAUCAUUUAUUUCAAUCACAUUUUAAUUUUGUAAAUACUGUACGGUAACUUAAUGGUGUGGUGUACGUACAAGUGCCAGUAAAUGUUGGUGACAGUGACUGUAAUUAUUUCCGUUCGCCGUUUGUCCCUGUGUGUACAAUUACAACAGAUGAGCAUUGUAAUUGUUGUUUUACGACUACUGAUGCAUUGUUUACAUUCAUUGUGUUCUCAUUUUAAUUGGCACCUUCCCCGGCUUUUGGGAGUGCGUUCAAA
Petromyzon marinus (sea lamprey) is the source of this 4056-nucleotide messenger RNA. It is a transcript of the gene ITFG1, whose product is annotated as integrin alpha FG-GAP repeat containing 1. NCBI's taxonomy places the organism in Eukaryota, Metazoa, Chordata, Hyperoartia, Petromyzontiformes, Petromyzontidae. The record is from RefSeq and is a predicted model, not a curated record. Gene Ontology annotation, cellular component: plasma membrane.